GGAGUAAAGAUGGCAGCUGACACUGGGAGGUACAGGAGUGCUGUGAGCAAAAACAAAGACCCCUCCGGUCUCCUCAUCUCUGUCAUAAGGACCCUGUCCAAUAGCGACGAUGUGCAGGACAGGGAGACGGAGAAGGGGCGUCUGGAAGAGGCCUUUGAGACGUGCGACAAGGAUCUGGACGAGCUGAUCGUUCAGCAUUACGCCGAGCUCACAACGGCCAUCAGGACCUACCAGAGCAUCACAGAGCGCAUCACGGGCUCCCGCAACAAGAUCAAACAGGUGAAGGAGAACCUCCUCUCCUGCAAGAUGCUUCUUCACUGCAAAAGGGACGAGCUGAGGAAGCUGUGGAUCGAAGGCAUCGAGCACAAGCAUGUCCUCCAGCUGCUGGAUGAAAUUGAAAGCAUCAAGCAGGUGCCUCAGCGGCUGGAGACCUACAUGGCGAGCAAACACUACCUUCAUGCCACAGAUAUGCUGGUGACAGCCGUGGAGUCCUUGGAGGGCCCCUUGCUGCAGGUAGAGGGGCUCGGUGAUCUGCGGUUGGAGCUCCACAGCAAGAAGCUCAACAUCCACAUUGUGCUCAUCGAUGAGCUGCACCGACACCUCUACAUCAAGUCCACGAGUCGCCUGGGACUCAGGAACAAGGACAAGAAUGCUGCUCGCCUCCCAGGGUCUGCUGCCAAAGACACAUCUCCCAUGCCCGUGUUGGAUGUCAGCAGUAUGUCCACCCCCCGCAAGCUUUUGGAUUCCUCGCAGUUCAGCACCCCCGGAUCCAGCAGUGUGCGUGAGGACGGGCGAGAGCCGAACCAAGCCGACCUCUCUGAAGUGGAUCCAGAGGAGAACAGUCCUGAGUUCAUGGGCAUCCUCAUCAAGGCUCUGGCCAAGUUGAAGAAAGUCCCAGAGACCAUCAAAGCCAUAAUGGAGCGUCUGGAACCUGAACUGAAACAGAUCGUCAAGAGGUCCACCACUCAGAUAGCUGACCAUGCUUAUCAGAGAGGCGAAACCCUGGCCCAGGAGUGCCAGCCGAGGCUGCUGCUGGCGCUGCUGGAGCUCUUGUUCGAUAAGUUCAAGGCAGUGGCCCAGGCGCACAGCGUGGUGCUGGCCCAGCUGCAGCACAUCGCGGUGCAGUGCCCGGGAGGGGCCCAGAAAGAGGGGAUCAAGCUGUACGAGCAGGCGGACGUCUCUGCCAAGAUCCAGACGGUGCUGCAGGGUCUGCUGAUGGAAUACCUUGAUGUGAAGAACAGCCGGAGUGCCACAGAGCCAUCGGCUCACAACUCCUACGCCAGCACGGGCAGUGAGUUCGCUGCCUUUUUUUCCAAGAAGAAGCCGCAGCGUGCCAAGCAGUCUCUUUUCAAGUUUGAAUCGUCUUCCCAUGCCAUCAGCAUGAGUGCCUACUUGAGAGAGCAGAGGCGAGAACUCUACAGCAAGAGUGGAGAAUUACAAGGUGGAGCCGAUGACAACUUGAUCGAGGGGGGAGAGAUGAAGUUCGUGUGCAAGCCAGGAGCGAGGAACAUCACUGUGAUCUUCCAGCCUCUUCUCAGAUUCAUUCAGGAGAUAGAGAUGAACAUGGGGCCAGGCCAGGCCAAGCAGUGCCAGCUCCGAGCUUUCCUCACCUACUACAUCAACGACCUCUUUCUCAACCAGGUGCGGACAGAGAUCAACAAGGACAUCGAGACAGUGAGCAAGACGGCCGACCCCUUGAAGAUCCUUGCCAGCGCCGAUACCAUGAAGGUUCUGGGCGUCCAGAGACCCCUGCUGCAGAGCACAGUGGUGGUGGAGAAGUCCAUCCAGGAUCUAAUGAGCCUAAUGCAGGACCUGAGUGCCUAUUCCAACCAGUUCCUGGAAAUGGUCUGCGACAAGCUGAAGGAGUACAAGGAGAUCUGCAACACGGCCUACAGGGCCGUCGUCCAGUGUGAGGAGAAGCUGACCAUCAGCGCCUCCUGGUCUAAAGACGAGGACAUCAGUCGUCUGCUCCAGUCCCUCCCCAACUGGGCCAAUAUGACCCAGCCCAGACAGACCCGCCAGAAGAGAGAGGAUGAAGAGGACUUUACCCGAGUUGCUUUCGCGAAGGAGUCGGAGGUGCUGACCGGUAACCUCGGAGACAAGCUAAUCCCCCAGAAUGAGAUCCUUCGUGACGUCAGUGACCUCAAGGCUCUGGCCAACCUUCACGAGAGCAUGGAGUGGCUGGCCGGUCGCCUCAAGACCUUCUUCGCCAACCUGCCUCAUGCUUCCAGUGUGUCUCCCUGCUCUGGAGACAGUCAGGUGGUUGGUGAGAGUGAACGCAGCCGGGAGCAGAUCCUCCAGACCCUGACUGACUUGUCCAGAGCCUUUCAGGAGAUUUCUAACCGCUGUCUCCUGGUGUUGCACCUGGAGGUCAGGGUGCACUGUUUCCAUUACCUGAUCCCCCUCACCAAGCAAGGGAACUAUGCCAUUGUGGCCAAUGUGGAGAGCAUGGACUAUGACCCACUGGUGGUGAAACUGAACAAGGACAUCUCGGCCAUAGAGGAGGCCAUGGGGGCGGCCCUGCAGCAGCACAAGUUCCAGUACAUUUUUGAAGGUCUGGGUCACCUGAUCUCCUGCAUUCUAAUUAACGGGGCCCAGUACUUUAAGAGGAUCAACGAUUCUGGCAUCAAGAAGAUGUGCAGGAACAUCUUUGUUCUCCAGCAGAACCUCACCAACAUCACCAUGUCCAGGGAGGCCGACCUCGACUUCGCCAGGCAGUACUAUGAGAUGCUGUACAACGCGGCGGACGAGCUGCUGAACCUGGUGGUGGACCAGGGCGUCCGCUACACGGAGCUGGAGUACAUCAACGCCCUGUCCCUGCUCCACCGCAGCCAGACGGGCGUCGGCGACCUGAGCACCCAGAACACCCGGCUGCAGCGGCUGAAGGAGAUCAUCUGCGAACAGGCGGCCAUCAAGCAGGCCACCAAGGACAAGAAGAUCACCACGGUGUAGAGAGGCGAGCAGGUCGGGGCUCAGAGGGGGCGGAGCCUGAGAGGGAAUAACUGUACAUUUUUCAAAUAACCGCAGCUUCACAUGUUUGUUUUUUUUCUUUUCUCAAAACUCCUGAUUUGUUUAUCAGGGCCAUGUGUGGGUCGAGUGCACAAGAGUGAGAAAUGAUGGAAAUUAAAGAACAGAGUUGUAUGUGUGUAGACUGAGAUGGGGAUGUGUGUGAUAUCUGUUGUCCUUCCAGACAUGAACUCCAGAGAAUGUCCGAUUGGGUCCAGACCUUCAUUCGUCCCCUUCAGAGAAUGUAAGAAGAAUAUUCAGGGUUCAUGUCUCAGAGCAGCUUUAAUGUGAUGAGACACAUCUUAGUCGGGGGGGCUGACACAUAUACUUUUCCCCGAACUCUGCAGAUUAUAAUGUAUACUAUAUAUGCAGCAGUGUCUCCCUCUAAUUGGGAAGUGAGCUGACAACCAACUACAGACUUUCCCAAGUCCAGCUCCUUGUAUAUCUAUAUCAUGAGGUAACCUAUAUUGUAUCGGCUCCUAACAGCCCCCCCCCCCCCCCCGCUCUCCGCGACAAUGACUGCAGCUGCAGAAUGAAAAGACGAUUGUCUCGGACACUCACCCCAAACUUAGGCCCGCCAUCAAAUCUCAUUUUCCUAUUAAAUCUAAACUGCUGCUCUCAAUUACACCUCUAUCUCUCCUCUCGUGGCGGCCCCACGGGCCCACUGAUUCUGUCUGCAGUAACAGAUGCCAGAUUAGACUGUCUGAACGAGGCCACGUCUUCCGCCUGCUGCCAAUUUGGGUCGGUCCCCGAAGAAUUCCCAUAGCGGAGAACGGUGUCGCAUCUACGGCUGUUACAAAAAUCUGUCUUUUGUUUUGUCUUACAGUUUGAGCAGCUUUAGCGGCUGCAGUGUGAAAAGUUCCUCACCGACCGAAGGACUCUGUAACUUAGGAUAAUUUAUUUUUGGGGCUAACUUCAAUUUCAUGGCCAGGAAAUAAUAUUUCAAGUCCAGCACACCGCAGCUUCAUGAUUUACACAUUUCUACAUUAAUCAAUGACUUUUCAUACUUUAUACGUUUCUCCUUCUUUCAUUUCUCGUACAUUUCCAUCAGGUGUACUCGCUCUAUAAAACCAAACUAAAGCCAUUCUGACUCUUCAUGUUGUCGCGCCCACCACCUGAGUCUCUUUCAAAGUGAACUAAACAUAUAAGCUCCAGAGACGAUCACACAUCAUUCCCCUCCCAGCGAAGCCCCCCUGCCCCCCACCCCCCCCCUCCCUGUUCUUACUUCAUUAACUUGAGAGAGAAGUACUUAACGAGAGCAGGAGAGGGAACUGGGAGUGUUGUCAAUACAGCGCGGGGCCCAGUGCUGGUCUCCCCGAAGCCCACGGAGCGAUCCAUCAUAAUGACACAUCGGCCGGGAUCGAUGGGAAAACAACGGCGAAGCUGCCGAGGGGUUCGCCCACACCGCUCUGCCACACGUACACACUGUGUUGAAAUCUGGAAACUGCUUACUCUGCUGUUCACUUCACAGCUACUUUUUGUAAUGUUAUACAUGAGGAACUUUAAUACAACGGUAACUAAGUGUGUCGUGUCACCGCUAGCGCACACAGAAGUCCAGAAGGCUUCUGUAUUGGGGAGACUGAGUGUAUAUAAAGAUGGAUGACGCUUCUCCACUUCCUUCCUGUUGUGGAAAAGUGAAGUAAGAGAAUGUUCCUGAUACAGGUGGCGCCAUUUUGUGCUUUGGAUGUUGUUAGGAGACGCGGUUUGAACAGUAAUGAGGAGGCGUGGUUUGAAGGGUCCUGCAGAUUCAUGCACUCGACCAAUCACGAGGCAGUCUCAGCUGUCAAUCAUGUUUCACUUGAAACCAACCUUACCAGAAACAUGAACACUUCUACUUCCUAAAAUCUAUUUCAUGUGUACUUUGACUUUUUCAUUUUGUGCCAUGUCCCAUCUGCUAACAUUGAUAAUUUGUCCUUGUCUGUAGCCAGCCACCAGGGGGCACUCCAAAUUAUUUCACUUUUUAAGGGGCUGUCAUAUCAUCCAUCUUUAUUUACAGUCUAUGAUUAACUCUACGUUUAAUGAGUGAAAACCGCACCUGUUGUCCAAGCCUCUUUUUUUAUUAUUAAUGAGUGAAAUAUGUCAAAUGUAAUAAAGGUUCCAUUUCAUGUUUUGUCUUUUCAGCGCACCUUUAGUUUGCACACCUUCUCUUUGCCUGAUUCAAAUAAGAAUGUGUUAAAUUCUAGACAUUUAUUUUUCUGUCGGUCUCGAACAAGUCUAAACAUCUGUCCUGCUCGCCUGUUGUCAUCUUUAAAAAUGCUCUGAAAAGUUUGUCUACUCUAAAUCAAGCACGUGUGAGUUUUUGUUCCUGUGCAGACACUGCGAAAUAAACCAUCCAAUCCUAGUCA
Molecule: messenger RNA, 5351 nt
Organism: Platichthys flesus (European flounder)
Lineage: Eukaryota; Metazoa; Chordata; Actinopteri; Pleuronectiformes; Pleuronectidae
Gene: exoc4
Product: exocyst complex component 4
Exons: 20
Coding region: 10-2952 (980 amino acids)
Biological process (GO): Golgi to plasma membrane transport; chemical synaptic transmission; exocytosis
Cellular component (GO): exocyst; synapse; growth cone membrane
Source: RefSeq, a predicted model, not a curated record